This is a messenger RNA of Olea europaea var. sylvestris, 1140 nucleotides long. Its product is annotated as multiple organellar RNA editing factor 2, chloroplastic-like. The record is from RefSeq and is a predicted model, not a curated record. Gene Ontology annotation, biological process: cytidine to uridine editing; mitochondrial mRNA modification. The transcript is spliced from 4 exons. The coding region runs from base 105 to 842 and encodes 245 amino acids. NCBI's taxonomy places the organism in Eukaryota, Viridiplantae, Streptophyta, Magnoliopsida, Lamiales, Oleaceae. Gene Ontology annotation, cellular component: mitochondrion.
UUUCCUCCUCACUUCCUCUUUUCCAAAACCCUUAAAAUCACCAUAUCUCUACGACUGAACCUUACCAUUUCCACUUCUCUCGCACUCAAACGCACGCAGAAAAAAUGGCCGCCGUUAUAGCCCGAUCAGUCCUGUCCGUCCGAUCAACUGGUGCCACUGCUUCUCUUCUUCUCCAGAAACGCCUCUUCUCUUUACCUAUUUCCAAACCCGGUUACAUUCGUCCAGGAACCGGACCCGUUUCUUCCACACGCUCUGUCGCACCAGCUGCCUUAUCCCACUCCCUGCAGGUUACUUCUCCUAACUUGACCCGGUACAACACGGUCAGAUGCCGAGUCAAUCGUUCCGGCUCUUCUUACUCGCCGCUGAACUCGGGGUCGAACUUUGGUGACCGCCCACCCACAGAAAUGGCGCCGCUUUUCCCCGGAUGUGAUUAUGAACACUGGCUUAUUGUCAUGGAUAAGCCUGGUGGUGAAGGGGCGACUAAGCAGCAGAUGAUUGAUUGUUAUAUUCAAACGCUUGCUAAAGUUGUUGGAAGUGAGGAGGAGGCUAAAAAGAAGAUAUAUAAUGUGUCAUGUGAGAGGUACUUUGGAUUUGGAUGUGAGAUUGAUGAGGAGACCUCAAACAAGCUUGAAGGAUUGCCUGGUGUUCUGUUUGUUCUUCCAGAUUCUUAUGUUGAUGCUGAGAAUAAGGACUAUGGAGCUGAGCUGUUCGUGAAUGGAGAGAUAGUUCAAAGGUCACCCGAGAGACAAAGGAGAGUGGAGCCUGUACCUCAGAGAGCUCAAGACAGACCAAGAUACAACGAUCGAACUCGUUAUGUGAGGCGCCGUGAAAAUAGCAGAUGAACAGUGAAAACGAGUCUAUGCAGAGCCUAAUUAUAUGAUAUUUGGAAUGGGUUAACAUCAAGGGGUUGUAUGUUGAUAUUAUUCUGUUGCUGGAUUGUUGUGGACCUGUAUGUCAAUAUUCUAAGUGAACUCUAACUAUAUGUCAAGAAUGCUUGAGCCUGUUUUCUACUCUUGGAAUCUUUAGUUUAUAGAACUGUUUUCCAUGGUGCAAUCUACUCUUUGUCUGUAAGUUUUGAUUCAGGGAUGAAUUUUUUGAAGUGAUCUGGGAAAAUGAAUCAAUAAAUUUCUGAUCAGUAUA